Orycteropus afer afer is the source of this 2907-nucleotide messenger RNA. NCBI's taxonomy places the organism in Eukaryota, Metazoa, Chordata, Mammalia, Tubulidentata, Orycteropodidae. The record is from RefSeq and is a predicted model, not a curated record.
AUGCUGUGGCCGAGGCUGGCGGCGGCCGAGUGGACAGCACUGGCCUGGGAGCUCCUGGGCGCGUCGGUGUUGCUAAUCGCCGUGCGCUGGCUGGUGCGGCGGCUGGAGAAGCGGCCGGGGCGGCUGGACCGGAGCAAGGCCCCUGCCCCGCCGCCCCGCGGUCCGUCGGCCGCAGCUCCAAGCUCUGGUGAAAUGACAAUGGAUGCCAUCUUGGCUCGAUUGAAACUCCUGAAUCCAGAUGACCUUCGAGAAGAAAUUGUCAAAGCUGGACUGAAAUGUGGACCCAUUACAUCAACCACAAGGUUCAUUUUUGAAAAAAGGUUGGCUCAGGCUUUAUUAGAACAAGGAAGAGCUUUGACUUCCUCUCCUCCAAACCAGGCUGUGGCAGGCAUUACCGCUCUCAGCCAAGAAGCACAGUGGAUUUUAAAAUGUGCUGUUGGGAAUGCAACUGAAGGGUCCAAUUUAUCUGACGACAGAGAUUUUGGUUACAGUGUGGGCUUGAAUCCUCCUGAGGAGGAUGCCAUAAUGCCCAAGACCUGCUCAGCAGCCUUCAGGGCCCCGGAGGAGGUCGGUGCCCACAGAGGGCCUGUGGCCGCCUCCAAAGAACCUCUUCUGUACUAUGGAGUGUGCCCGGUGUAUGAGGACAUCCUGGCGAGAAACGAAAGGAUUCAUGUUUAUGAGGAUAAGAAGGAAGCCUUGCAGGCUGUUAAAAUGAUCAAGGGAUCUCGAUUCAAAGGUUUUCCAAGCAGAGAAGAGGCUGAGAAAUUUGCAAGAGGAAUAUAUGAUUAUUUCCCUUCAAGCAGAGCCCCCUUACCACUUUCUCCUGUGAAAGCUGCACCAGCCUCUAGCAAUGGUGGGUUAAAAGAUGGUUUGUGCUCACCAGACUCAGAGACAGUGAACAGAGAGCGAGCGAACAGUUAUAAAAAUCCUCGUACACAGGACCUCACAGCCAAACUGCGCAAAGCUGUGGAGAAGGGAGACGCAGAUGCCUUUUUGGAUCUUGUCUGGAGUAAUCCCCGGUAUCUAAUCGGUUCUGGGGACAACCCCACCGUUGUGCAGGAAGGAUGUCGGUACAAUGUGAUGCAUGUGGCUGCCAAGGAAAACCAAGCUUCUCUCUGUCAGCUGACGUUGGAAACUCUGGAGAACUCUGAGUUCAUGCGGCUCAUGUACCCAGAUGACGAUGAAAACAUGUUACAGAAGCGUAUCUGCUACAUAGUUGACUUGUAUCUGAACACGCCUGACAAGAUGGGCUACGACACACCCUUGCAUUUUGCUUGCAAGUUUGGGAAUGCAGAUGUAGUCAACGUCCUUUCUUCCCACCCUUUGACUGUAAAAAAUUUAAGGAAUAAAUAUGACAAGAUGCCUGAAGAUGUAAUUUGUGAAAGAAGUAAAAACAAGUCUCUAGAAUUGAAGGAGCAAAUCAGAGAAUAUUUACAGGGUCACUACUACGUGCCACUCCUGCGAGCAGAGGAUACGUCUUCUCCAGUGAUUGGGAAGCUGUGGUCCUCAGACCAGACUGCUGAGGUGCCGCACACUGGCCAUUUUGGGGGCAGCCCCCGUGACCCUGUUCUGACCCUGAGAGCCUUCGCGGGGCCCUUGAGUCCGUCCAAGGCGGAAGAGUUCCGUAAACUCUGGAAAACUCCACCCAGGGAGAAAGCAGGUUUCUUCCAUAAUGUCAGGAAGUCCGACCCAGAAAGAGGCGUGGAAAGAGUGGGAAGGGAACUAGCACAUGAGCUGGGGUACCCCUGGGGUGAAUACUGGGAAUUCCUCGGCUGUUUUGUUGAUCUGUCUUCCCAGGAAGGCCUACAGAAACUGGAAGAGUAUCUCACUCAGCAAGAAAUGGGCAAAAAGACCCAACAAGAACUGGGAGAAAACGGAGCUCUUCUCUACGACCAGGUCUCCACCUCUGGCGGUGAUAAAAAGGGCAGUAACUCCAUUUCCGUGAGGGCAUUUCUAGAUGAAGAUGAGGACGUGAACUUGGAAGAAAUUAAGAACUGGCAAAAUACAGCUCGGAAUGCGAGCCAGCCCCUGGCCGGGGCCUUUGGAGACUCAGCACAUGACAUUCUUCUGGUGGGACAGGACACGCAGCUCAGAGACAGCCCAGACGCAAGUGGCAUGUGUGCCAGCAGUAACGGGCCCUGCAGUCCUCGGAGUCAGGCAAGGCUGCGAAGAGGACAGAGGCUGACGCCCCGUGCUGGGGAGGGCUCCCUUUUGUCCCCUGUCUCCGGCUUAACUGUUGAGUUUGAGAAACUGAAUCUGCAGAAUCUGGCAAGUAGGCUUUGUAAGACACCAGAUAACACAGAAACGAAAGAUAAGAGUGUUCUGGCUCCAAGAGGAGACUCGGAGGGAAGUGGUUUGUUAGAACCUGCUUCUGCUGCAGAACCACUUGGGAAUAACCAGCUAAGGACAGGAAAUGAAGUGCCAGCUGAGAUUGCUGCCGCUCUGGAUCCUGACAGUCCCAGGCACCAGGUCCUGCGUGGCUGUGACCCUGAACUGCGGUCUGUGCCAGCCUCUCCAGCACCUGCGGAGCCGGUUGCAAGGCCCUUCCUGCUUGGAGAGCCAUCGAAACUGGACCGGGAUGUGCUGGCCGCCCUACAUUGUGUGGAUGUUGACCCUCAGCAGUACCCAGCUGUCCUCCGGUGGAGGGAUGCUGUACUGGCCUACUCGCCCUCCGACAGACAGAGUUGGCCAAGCCCUGCGUUGGAAGGGAAGUUCAAGUCUCAGCGGCUGGAUCUUGGUUCUGCUCACAGCUGCAGCUCAGAAAGAUGUGGGCCUGCUCUUGGCAGUCCAGGGAAGCCCAGUGGCUCCCCGUACUUGCCUGGCAUGGGCAGCCCCAGGCGGUACACCCCUGCGCACGGGAGCCACCUCCGUAGGAUGGCGCACUUGGCCGAGCUGGCAGCCCUGUAG